AUGACUCGUAAGUUGCUUUUUCAUAUUGCUCUUGUGUUUUUGUUUCAAUUUUAGUUGAUUUGGGUUUGAAUGGUGGUGAAGAUAAUGAAGAAUGUGUGGAAGAGGUUUUGGGGUUAAUCGAUUGGUUAGGAUGAAGAUAUAGGCCAAAGAGUGGAUGUUAUAAUAUAAGGUAGCCAAGAUGAUAGUUUAAAAUUUUUUUUUGUAGUUUCAGAAGGCUUUUUUGAAGUUUAAUUAAUAGUUUUGGAUAUAUUGCUUUAAAAUCUGACAUCAGACGUCACUUUAGCCACUUUUUGGUUUUAAAUCAUUUUAAAAUUUAAUUUUUUAUACGCACUGUACAGUGAUCUUUUUUAAUCAAAUUUAGCGAUUUUUUGAGAUUUUUCUGAAAUUCUCGAUAAAGAAUAUAUUUUUAAAAGCUGUGUUUUAUAAAUUUGAACUACUUUUUUGUUGAUAUUUUUCUACUUUUUCUUUGUAACCGCUGAGAGAGUGGACAAUCGAUUGAAAAACCGGUUUUGAGCGCACUUUUCGUUCAAUUUUUGAGUUGAUUUAGGGUGCAAAAUGAGAAAAAAGAAGACGAACGGGAAGGAUUAGCUCGUAAUUUAAACAACGGUUUUUUAAGUAUAUUUAAAACUGUAUUUUUGGUAUUUAAAAACAAAGUUUUUGAGGAAAAAAAGGCUUGAAACAAGGAUAAUAUAGGCCAAUUUUAGACUAACCUAGUUUUUUAGGGCUCGUUGGUAAAAAAAAUGUGUAAUUCCUAGCACAAUAUGAGCACCAUAAACCAAAUUUUAACUUUAUUACAUUCCAGGUGGUAACCAACGUGACCUAGCUCGCCUGAAGAACCUCAAGAAGCAACAGGAUGCCAAUAAGAGCAAAUCCGCGCAGGACCGUGCCAACGGCGUCUCCACCGACAGCCGGCUGAGCCGUGACGCCGACAUCAUGCGACAGAAGCAGCAGAAGGCGCUGGAGAAGAAGCAGGCCGAAGAGGCCCAGAAGGUUGGCCCGGCCAAGGUCAUCAAGUUUGAUCCGCUCAAGUAA
This is a messenger RNA of Bursaphelenchus okinawaensis, 1032 nucleotides long. Lineage: Eukaryota; Metazoa; Nematoda; Chromadorea; Rhabditida; Aphelenchoididae. The record is from the annotation of a GenBank genome assembly.